Messenger RNA from Funneliformis geosporum, 210 nucleotides. Lineage: Eukaryota; Fungi; Glomeromycota; Glomeromycetes; Glomerales; Glomeraceae. The record is from the annotation of a GenBank genome assembly.
CGAACAGCCCUUUCACAAUUUACCCCAAUGACUCCUUUCAAUAUGGAGACUCCUACGCAUUUCCCACUACCACCACCUACACCUGUUACACUGUUAAAACAAAAUGAUAAUUUAUUUGCUGAUGAUCUCUCCCAAUUUGGGCAUACGAAGAUUGAAAACCAUCAUAUACCAAUUGAAGUAUCAAUUUCUGUUAGACAAAGAGCUUAUCAU